CCCCAAGAUCGUGCAAGCGCGAAUGAUGGAGCAAGCGCCGCGCCAUGUCGUUGUCUUUGGCGAGCUCAGCCCCGAGCAAAAGAGAAAGUACUCCAAGUUCAUCAUCGACCACAACAUCAAGUUUGCCAAGAAUGCCGACGGCCUCUUCGUCGCGACCGUGCGUCUCGAGCAGCCGAUCCCGCCGGCUACCGCCGCGCCACUUCCCAAGCACGUGUCGCUCCAAGAACGUCUCCGCAACAUCCACGUCGUCACCGUGCCAGAGGCCCUUGGGCGGUAUACCACGAUGUGCAGCAUGCUCGAGACGUCGCCCGAGAUCGUCGCGUCCAAGCAACCGCUCUCCGAUGUGAAUUUGAUCAAACUCUUGCAUGAGAUCUACGACGCGCGCGCGGCCGAGCCGCAGGGCGACGUCGACGACCCGUCGUUUUGCGCAUUCGUUUCGCUCUACUUUCAGACGCGGUAUGGACUGCCGUCGCUCGUGCACCAGCACGUUCUGGAGCUGCUCUUCAGUCUCUACGCCCACCGAGACGACUUGGAGGCCGAGCUCUUCUCGGGCUUUCUCGACGGCACGUACGACGAUGACGCGCUGCGCUUCUUCCUCGACGCGCGUUCCAAGCUUGUGGCCAUGACGACCCGCGACGCACUGGGCACAAAGCUCAAUGUUGCCAAGGACAGCGUGUGGCUGUCCAAGGCCCAGUGCUUUGUGCUGGCGCAUCACGUCUACGGCGCCCGCCUCGGCGCGCCGUACCUCACGUUUAUGAACAAGAUGAAAGAGUACGUGGCCAGCCAGCCGAUGCCCCGCAGCCUGCACGAGACCAUGGAGAUGAACGAGUUUCUGUCUUUGGCGCUGGAAACCCAUCAAAUGCUGCGCGCCAACGGCGCUCCCGACUACGUCCCCGAGAUCAAAGAGAACCCGCCCACGUCACCGGCCGACGAGAAGCAGCGACUCUUCGCGCUGCUCCAGCGUGUGCGCCAUCGUCAGGACCAUACGCUGACAGUCGAGGCCGAUGGGUGGCUGCCCCACCAGGAACAUGGCCAGCCGUACCCGCCGUCGCCCAAGUCGCCAACAUGGAAAUAGGGUCUUUCUUCCAUUGUCGUACCCCUAUCCCAGUGCUCUCUCUAUACAUGAAUACUCUUC
Molecule: messenger RNA, 1135 nt
Organism: Saprolegnia parasitica CBS 223.65
Lineage: Eukaryota; Oomycota; Saprolegniomycetes; Saprolegniales; Saprolegniaceae
Exons: 11
Coding region: 23-1075 (350 amino acids)
Source: RefSeq, a predicted model, not a curated record